Blepharisma stoltei is the source of this 2402-nucleotide messenger RNA. The record is from the annotation of a GenBank genome assembly. Lineage: Eukaryota; Ciliophora; Heterotrichea; Heterotrichida; Blepharismidae.
AUGACAAGUCCUGCACGAGAUUUUCCACUCUCAAGAAUCCGUUCAGAAGAUCCUUACUCUCCAGUAAUUGUUGAAGACCUAUUAGGCGGCUUAAAUGAAUGGCGCUCUGUUCAAGAUAUAGUCAGACUCACAUUCAAAGCUCUUUCAGACAUAGUAAAAUCCCAAGGAUCAAGCUUACGAGAAAUUGAUGUUCAGUUCCCUACAAAAGCAUCAAAAGCUGAGCUGAAUUCUGGCCUAUCUGUUAAGGUAAAUAUUUCAGAUUUCACCAGGUCGAUUUCUGAACUAAGAACGUCGCUUGAAAAUAAAGUGAAUAUUGACGAUGUUUAUACGUUGGUUGAAGAUAAAAUCUCAAGAAAUGAUGCCCAAUAUUUACUAUCAAGCAAAGUCAGCUAUGAAGAACUGAAAACGGCACUAGAAGCAAAAGCUGAUUUGAGGGAAAUUCAAGCUGAAUUAAGAACGAUAAAGGCAGCUAUUGAAGAAGUCCAUGAUGAUGCUUACAGAAGACUCCAGCAGUGUGCAACGCUAAGAGAUAUACAGCAGCUUGAUAAAAAAAUAGAAACCAAAGCAAAUGCUGCUGAAAUCAAUCAGGCUUUGCAAGAAAAAGCUAACACUGAAUCUGUCGCUAGCGCUCUACAUAAAAAAGCCAACCGCUCUGAUAUUGAUGCAUUGUUUGCUAAAAAAGUGGAAUCUACUGAUCUUAUGGCUUAUUUAGAGCAUAAAGCAGAUCUCUCUCAGCUUGACAUUUUAGCACGAGAGCUUGAGCUUAAAGCUGAUAAGUCCGAAACCAUAAAAUUUAUCAACCACGAAAUCUCAAAAAGAGUCGAAAAAUCUGAUAUUGACACCAUUUUCAGCUCUUUUAACUCAGCAAAGAAAGAUGCAGAUAUCAAAAAUAACCAAAAAUUCUUAGAAAUGGAGCAGUUUUUGAAUAAAUUGAAAAAUGAUUUAGAUGAUUUGCAAACUGCGGUGAAUAGGAAAGGUGAUUCAAGAGAUGUAGACAGAGCUUUGCAGUUGGUUAAUAAAAAAGUGGAUGCAGAGAAUAUAGCAAAUUUUAAAGACGAAAUUAAUAAUUCCUUGAAAAAUAUUCAAGCCCAGGUAAGGCUAGAUAUAAGAAAAAUUGAAGAAAGCGCUAUAGAGAAAUCAAUAAGAAAUGAUAAUUAUACGAAAGCAAUCGAAGAAGACUUAACAAGGCUCAAAGAAACUUUUAAAGCAUCAAUGGAAAAAAGCCAAGUUGACCUAGAAGAAAACUUAAAAUAUAUUCAAAGCUAUACAUCAGGGACCAGAGCAGAAGACUUGAAAUCGCUUCGGCAUGAAAUUGGAAGUGUACAAAGAGAUAUAGAUGAGAUUCGAUCACGAAAAGUUGAUAAAAAUGAAUUAUAACGAUUUAUAUAGGUAAAAUACUAUAUUUCUUACAAUCAAAUUUCUAAUAUUCUAUAAAAAGUAUUCCUAUAAAAAUUUAUUCACUUUCUUUGUAAAACAAUAUAAGAACUCUUACCGACCAAAAAAUUGACACCAGAGAAUUCCAAGAGCGUCUUGAGCUUACCUUUAGAGAGCUAAGCAAAGAGCUUAAAGACAACAAAGAUGAGCUUCAAGACCUCGUCCUCCGUAAAGAAAGAGACAUCUUAAUCCAAAUUGACAAAAAGCCUGAUAUCCAAGAAGUCAACUCUCUUCUGUCAGAAACCACUGAAAACCUUCUUAACAAGUUUCAGACUGAUGAAGCCAAUCUUCGCUGCACAAUUGACGAUAUCCGCACCCAAACAUAUGGCCGUGCUCAGUUUAUGGACCUUGAUUCAAGCAUAAAAGAUCUUCAAAAUCACCUCGAACAGAUAAGCAAAGAAAUUCUCCUCAAAGCCAACAUAAAAGAUAUAUGCGUUUUGCUUGAUAUGAAGCCAAAUAUAGAAGAUAUCAAUAAAAUUCUUCAAGACUUGCAUGAUGAGCUUGACAAAAAAGCAGCUGCUAAUGAAUUUCAUAGUCAUAUUAACAGUCAAGCUUUAAUAAAUGAAGCAUUGUGUGGAGAAAACUGCAUGGCAAGAUGGAUAUGGAAGUCAGGAGAAGUCAGAACUGGCUAUACCGUCCCUUGGGAAGUCCAAAGUGUUAAUACCUGCCCUGAUAACUUUUUGUGGGAAAAAGAUAAAACUAGUGUACUUACUAUUGCACCAGGACUUUAUGAAGUUUUCUAUGGGUUUUUUGCCAGAAAAAAACCAAAUGUGCAGUUAAUGGUGAAUGGGGAGCCUGUGAUCACUGAUAGUCAGACCCUUGGAAAAGUCUGGGGAAGACACUCUUCAGGAAACAUCGCUGGACUUACUGUGACUGAUUUUAUCGCACUGCCAGCCAGAGCUAGAAUUUCGAUAACUUACACUGGUGAUGCAGGAGCAGAAGGAUUUUUAGGCCUUAAGAAGCUUUAG